CGCCGAUAACCGCGAAAUUCAAGCGAUUUAGGGAGCAUAAAUCUAAACCUUAUAGAAAGGAAUGUGGUGCUAACUGAGAAAGGAUAAUGUGAAAGGCGAAAUAUUCGCAAAGUAGUUUAGUGCGCAAGGAUGUAGAGAAAAUGGCAUAGACAUACAAUUCACUGUGGUGUCAUAUUUGGUCAAGUGCAGUUUUCAUUGGAUUCUCGUUGUGUACAAAUGGUGCGGAUGAAUGAAUAGUGUUGGAAUUUGAUGAAAAAUAAAAUAUUUGAUAUCUUUUGGAAGGAGUAACUCAUAAAUGAUAUAUCUGUAUUAUAUACAUAUGUAAGAAAAACGUUUUUAUAUAACACAAACGUUGGAAAGUCCUCCUAAAUUAGUAAAAAAAAAUACGAAGUAGUGUUAUGUACGUACAUCUAUUGUGCAGAAAAGUGUCUCUUGUGUAUAAAGUAACUUACUUUUUGCGGUUUGUCUAAACAAGCGAGUGCGUUUCCUAAGGGAAUGAAAGGAAAUCUUUUAUAUUGCUACUGUGUGUGUGCAUGUGAAAUCCAAGUGACACCCAUUGCUAUAGAAGCGAAAUUCAUGAAAAAUCGAUAUUCGCCAAAAAGGAAACGGUCAGUCGCGUUUUAGGUAAAGUGGCUAUAUGUACGCCUCCAUUUGGUUCAGACGCGAAAACCAAAGCGUUGUCAAUACAAAUUUACCAGAAAUAAUUACUUAAACAGUUAAUAACAGAUAUAGGUAAAUUAAAAAAACAAAAAUCUCGGUGGAAUCAAUACUAACAGCAAAUGUUGAGAUUUAUAUGCUACUUGUGUUGUUGUCAUUUGUCCUAAAUUCCAUUAGUCGCGUGCUCAAUUAUAUAUUUUAGACAAUAACUUGUAUACUUACGCAUAUUCACAUAUUUAAGUGUACAUAUGUAUGCAUGUAUUAAUCCAUUAUCCUCACUGCCAUCAACGUAGAAGCUACCACGUACCACCAAAUUUCUCGUUCUGUAAAUUCAUUGUCUACUCAAAACUGCCUAUUUCUGUGUAUGCAUUUUUUUACAAAACGUCCUCAAUUCCUUCACUCAUUACUUCAAAUGAGUCAUGUGCGUCCAAAAAUAUUCGAAUACUUUGAAAAACUUUAAAGUAACAGUGAUUUGUGCGGAUCGUAAAUCAAACGCUAUUUAGUGCCCUAAUUGGAAAAUUGUAGAUAAAUAAAUGUGAAUGUUUGCGGACGGGAUUUAAAGUCCUUUCGGUUAUUAUUACAAAUAUAAUUAUUGACUUGAUACUACGUUUGGAAACAAAAUGAAGACGCGUCUUGUUUCGUUAACAUACCGCGGCAGCGCCUCUGUGGAUCCGCGCUACUCCGCCGCAAUGUUGCCAUGGACCAUAAAUGAUAUCCGCUCCACUGAAAGCUACUCGAAGCUCUCCGUUGGCAUCGAAAAUGGUGUGCUCGAGUCAUAUAAUUCCGAUUUCGAAUUACAAUUCAGUCAUCCGCUCAAGCAUAUUGUCGGCAUGUGCCGCAUCGUACACAAGCAGAGCAACACGAAAAGCGCCGGUAACGGUUUCCUCCAGUUGAAAGCCUUCACCAGCGUCGGCAGCGCCACAAGUAGCACAGCGAAUGGUUUGAAAUCGAAUGGCACAGGUGGUGCCUUAACCACCUCUACUUCGUAUGGUUCGCUGUCCUCGAGCGCAGCACUGCGCGAACGGGAGCGCGAGCGUGAACGCGAACAGGCGGCGUUGGCCGCUGCAAAUGGCGUGGAUGGUGGUACUAAUGAGCCAGUUAAUGGCGGAAAUGCGAAUAAUUUCAUGGAAUUUCUCGGUCCCAUCACAGGCCUCGUGUACUUGAUGAAGGAUCCGCGUGACCCGUUAUUGCAUAUUUAUCUAUUCGAAUGUGAAGCGGUUGAGGAGAUGGCCGAGCUCAUGCAUCAAAUGCGUGAUCCUGCGCACACACUUGGCGGCUCUGUGGGCAGUAUACCGCAGACCUUUGUCGCCAACGGCUCCAGCAAUGACUUAUCCAUGCAACGCGCACUCACCGGCAACGGCAUACACGCCACACCGGCCACCAAUCUCAAGCUCAGCGAAGCCGUACGCAAUGCUCAACACGAUGCUAGUCCCAAUAUUAUUUCGUCUAAGAUGAAAUCAUCUAAAUCGUAUACGCAUGGCUUGAGCAACUCAGCGGGCACCGUGCACAUUCCGACAUCUACCUCUGCGCAGAGUAAUCUGUCAUUGCUCGCCGAUAUCUCACCCAAUCACACACACUUCUUCGAAGUCAUGUAUGUGGGUAAAAUACGUGUGUCACACAAGCGCGUGCCCUUCUCAUUCAUCGAUGACGCCCUGCCCAAGUUCAAGGCGUACGACGCGCAACGUACACGUCUCAUGCAGUUGACCGCCACCGCCACGGCCAGCGCAGCAACAACGGCAGCAGCGUCUAAUCGCAAACUCUCCUUGAAUGUUGAGUCCAGCAAUGUCAACGCGCACGCCAAUAGUAGCACAGUAACGUUCGAUCUGAAAACCAUUUCGCUCAAAGAGAGUGAUGCUGAAGAGUCAGCGGCAGAAAUGGCUGAGGGCGCGGGCGCAGAAACAGAAGCCGAAACAUCAACGGAGACAGAAACGGAAGCUGAACAGCAGGAUGCACUGCCACGCAAGUCGAUGAAAGAAAGCAUUGCAGAGGAAGGCGUUACACAAAUCGUUGGGGAUGAGCAGAACACAUCAAACAAAUCGAAUAAAUUACCAAAGCGAUUACUGCGCGGCAUUAGUCAGACUGAACUUCCUGUGAAAAAAGAUGCAAGCACAGAAGAAGAAAAAGUAGCAGGUCCAAGGACAGAUGUGUCACUUGCACCGAAUGUUAUAAUCAACAAACAUCCAUCACCGCCACGUCAGGCGCAGGAGGCGGAGGCUCCAAAAGAGCAAGCGAAGCAACAAGAAAAAACGACAACAACAACAGCAGCUGAUGAAACUCAACAGCAAAUGCUCAAGAUACCACAACAACCAACCUACGCAACGCUCGACACCAUACCCAAACAACGUGAUCGCUCCGCCUCGUACGGUUGUAUUCCUCCUUUUGUUGAGCAAAACCGCACCAUGGUCUUUCUGGUGGGACGCUCUGAUUUGCGGCUCAUCUCGCCAGAUCGCAAGCAAGUGUUGCUAUACAAGGACUUCAAGGAUGUGGCCAGCUGCGCGCAAGGACAGAAGAAUCCCGAUCAUUUCGGCAUCAUCUGUCGUGAGGUGCAUAAUGAUGGCUACAUAGGUUAUGUAUUUAAAUGUCAGUCGGAUCAUGUGUGCGACGAUAUAGUGGCGGCCAUUUCGCAAGCGUUCGUCACUUGCGCAGAACAAAAGAAAAAGGAAGCCACACAGAUCUUCUCGUGUGAACACUGUCCCAUGUUGUGGUAUCACAAACUCUGUAGCGACGUCGAAGGUUUGAGUGAGAAAAAAACACAAGCGAUGAUAUUCCGUCGCAUAGAAUCGCUUACCGACGAUGAGCAAGACAUGAUUUGGGCCAAAUACUAUGGUUCGGAGAAGACAAGCUCACCGCUGUCCGAGCAAAAUCAAUUUUUAAUGAUGCUCUUACGUGCGCAUUGUGAGUCACGUCAGCAAAGGCAUGUGCACGACACUGCAGAGAAUCGUUCAGAGUUCUUGAAUCAAUACUUGGGUGGUAGUACGAUUUUCAUGAAAGCCAAACGUUCGCUCACCAACUCAUUUGAUCAUCUGUUGAAACGUAAAGCAUCCAAGGAUGACAUUGGUAUAGCGCAUGAUCUGCGCGAUCAUCAGAUACGUGAGAAAUCGGCCGAGCCGCAUCCGGUUAGCCGCAGUGGCAAUGAGACACCACCGGAGGGUUUCCGCUCCCGUUCGAACACGAUUGGUAGCGCAAGUCCGAGCAAACCGAAUGCGGAGCACUUGAAGAGUCCCAUGAUGGAUAUUUUCAUUAAAGUCGGCAACAGUCCCAAGGAAUCUGAAGCACAUAAAGCUUCAUGGCGUCACGCCAUUUUAAACAGCGUGGUAACACCAUCAAAGGGCAUGGAUGGCGAUGCGCAGAAUGAAUUUAUGUCACCAAUGAGGAUUACAAAACGCAUACGCGGCAAAAGGUCGCGUGAGGAACUUCGCGAUCUCUGGAAGACGGCCAUACGUCAGACCAUACUGUUGAAUCGCAUGGAAACCGAGAAUGCUAUGUUACAGGCGCGUCAAAAUGAAAAUGAGCUCAAACGCAUAAAACUGGACUAUGAAGAGAUCGUACCAUGCGACAAACAACUGAUCGAGCGUUGGGAGCAGAUCAUUGAACGUGACUCCAUGAAAAUCGCCAAUAAGAAGGAUCCCAAAGUGUUGGCACAAGCGAUUAAAUGUGGUGUGCCACGUUCGAAACGUGGUGAUGUUUGGACCUUCCUCGCCGAUCAGCAUUCCAUGAACACAGCACCAGUGGAUACAAAGAAAUUUCCCAAUUUCAAUACGCCCUACCAUACUUUGCUGAAAAAUCUCACCGAACAUCAGCAUGCCAUCUUUAUCGAUUUAGGACGCACCUUCCCUAAUCAUAAAUUCUACAAAGAUCCGCUAGGUGUAGGGCAAUUGUCGCUGUUCAAUUUGCUGAAAGCCUAUUCCAUACUCGAUCCGGAGCUGGGCUACUGUCAAGGUUUGGGUUUCAUAUGCGGCAUAUUGUUGUUGCAUUGCGAUGAGGCGGACGCUUUUCAAUUGCUCAAACAUCUCAUGUUUCGCCGUCAGAUGCGCACGAAAUAUUUGCCGGAUAUGAAGAAAUUCCAGUUGCAGUUGUAUCAACUAUCACGGCUCGUCAAAGAUCACUUGCCAGAAUUAUACAUUUGGCUCGAUCAGAAUGACGUGUCACCCACUCUGUAUGCCGCACCCUGGAUUCUAACUGUAUUCAGCUCACAAUUUCCAUUGGGUUUCGUGGCGCGCGUUUUCGAUUUGCUUUUCCUCGAGUCAUCGGAGGUGAUUUUCAAAUUCGCCAUCGCUCUGCUGACAGUGCACAAAGACGAGUUGCUGGCCCGCGACAACUUUGAGGAAAUUAUGGAUUAUCUAAAAACAGUUGUGCCGAAAAUGGAAGCGCACACAAUGGAGAAAAUAAUGAAAUUGGUAUUCACUUUAGACGUCAGCAAGCAGCUGACCGAAUAUAAUGUGGAAUACAAUGUAUUACAAGAAGAGAUCUCAACAGCAAAUCACCACUUGGAGAUGUUGAACCGAGAGAAAACACGUAAUAUGCAUCUCGAACAGCAACUACAGUUUGCUCAAUCGUCGAUCGCACAGUUGGAGAAGACACGAUCCUCUCAGCAAACACAAAUCACCUCGCUGCAAACACAAGUACAAUCGCUGGAGUUGACCAUACAAACGCUCGGUCACUUCGUCACUCAAUUGGCCGAACAAAAUGUCGAGCUCGAAUUGCCCGGUGAUGUGCGACGCAUACUGCAACAGCUGGACGAUUUGGAGCGUCAGCGGCGCCGACCACACUUCACUGAACGCAAAAUUGGCAAAUCCGUGUCGGUCAAUAGUCAUUUGGGGUUUCCACUAAAGGUGUUAGAAGAGUUGAACGAAAGAGAAGAACAUGGUUCGCCACAAAAGAAGAAGGAGAAGACACCUUUUUUUGAGCACACCUACGAACAAUUGCGACAACAACGCUUUGCACAACAGCAACAAAACGCUCAAACUUCACCAACAACACAACAGCCACGAAAGUUAUUAAAUAGCGCUAGCAACUCGCUGGACGACAACCAAUACCAAACACAAACGCAACAUCAACGGCCAAAUCGCCUACUUGACUCAGCAGACAUACAAACGAAACCUACAGAACUCAAGUUACCCAACCAGUCGGAGCAACCGUUCGAUAGCGCCAACAUACGCAGCCCACUUGAGGUGGACAGCGGCGUGGGCACACCACUCAGCCCGCCCAGCACGAGCAGCAAUAGCAGUAGUAGCGGCCUGAGCACAGGCUCCAGCAGUGGUGGCAGUCUCUUCAGCCGUAUGGGUUACAGAAAUACACCAGCGGCACUAUCACCGUUAAGUAGUCGGCAAACUUUGUAUGGCGCCGGCAGUGUGCCAGCAACAACAACGCCUGGUGGCAAAGUCGUGCCAGCUGUCGCGAUUAUUGCGCCCGCCGAGCAACCACAAACGGAUGCAGAAAUGCAUCCGCUCAGCAUGGUUGGUGAGGUGAAUGUGCGUUUUAACGGUACAACACAGCUCAAAUCGAUACGACCCGUACAUCAUAUGCGUCCGAUGGCCACUGUGGCAGCAGGUGUGGCGGCAGCGGCCGCCUCGGCGCUGCAAGAGCAACCGACAAAGACGGCCAGCGAGAUCAGCAGCAGCAACAGCGGCAGCAGUGAGGCAAUCAAUACUGAUGCGGCUAAUGGUCGCAGCUAACGGUUUUGAUUCAUAGCGAAAAUUUUGCGUAGCUUCUAUUAAAGCAACAAUAUAACACAUGAAAGAUACAAAAAAAUAGAGGAAAAUAGAAAAUAAAGUGAAAACUGCGGCAUUUUUCCAGUUUGAAAGCGGGCUUCAAAAUAAAGUGGUUAACGCAAUUGACAAAGUUUUAUAAAAAAUACCGCUUCUUAAAAACGAUUUAAAUUCAUACCUUCUUAACAUAAAAUUUUACUGAAAGAUGAAGUUAAAAGUCUAAGAAUAUUAUUCUCAGUUCUAUUUACAAUUUGAUGUUAUCCGAGAAAAUUAUGAGUUUCACUAGAUUUCUAAGCUGCGGAUGUUAUCAGCAAUUUUUCCAAUAACAAUAAAUAUGUAUGUAUUUCGCUUUCAAACUGAAACUGAUCGCAGUUGGAGCAACCAAAAAAAAUCUUUAAGCUUUAUGCGCUUAAAAGAAAUCUAGCAAAAAUUCUACAGUUUCUGAAUGAAGAACUGCUUUCAAAUGCCGCUAACAGAUUUGAUAACUUUAAUAAGAGCACCUACGCCAACACGAUCGCUAUGCAAUAUCUCUAAAAUUAUAAGGUGAAUUAUGUAUUUAGACAAAUAUAUGUAUGUAUAUGAAUGUCAGCGUUAAAAUGUAACCGCUAACCCCUUGAUGAUAAUUACAGUGAUAAUUAAAUAUUAUUUCAGUUAAUAAUUAUUUUACAAAAGUUGUCCUUGCAAAGUCAACAGUUAUUGCAAAUAUAUAAAUAUUACUAUUAACUUAAAAUUUAUAAAAUAUUAUAAAGCCUUUUUUGUUAUUUUUCUCUUCUUAAUUAUUAUUAAUAUUUUUUAUUGUUUAAUUUGUUAAUAUAUUCUAACAAAUAGAGUGAAAAUUAUAAAUAUUCACAAAGGUAUAUAUAUUGUCAUAUUUCGCGUGUUUGAACAUAGUUUUGAGACUAGUCACGAGUCAAUCGACCCUGUGUAAGCAUAACGGAAAAGUACAGUUUUAAUGUUUUGAAUAAAGUUAAGAUAUAAGUUCCUUAAAACUAUUAGUUUAUAUAUUUUAUUUUUUUUUUAAUAUUUUUUUCUGAUUUUGUUUCUUAUAAAAAAUUAUAAUAAACCAAAUCGCUUGACAUGUAAAUAAUAUAGUUAUUGGAAUAUGUAUGCUUAUUUAUACGUAUAGUAAUGGCUUAAUUUAUGCACUUGGAAAUAAAAAAAUUAUAAAUAUUAUAUUUAAAAACUUGCUUCGCUGAGUCCCAAUUCAUGCAUGUAAAGAUAACUUUAAUUUUUCUCUUAAUUAGUUUAAACCAAAAAUAAAAAUGAAAAACACGAAUUAAAAAUUUUUUUGAUAAUUUUCUAAAACAAAUAUUUUAUCAGUAAACAUUAUUUAUUAUUUUUUUAUUUUAUUAUAUCUUUUUAUUUUUUUUUUAUUUUAUUUUUUUUUUUAUUUUUUUUUUUAUUUUUUUAUUGUGAAUUGUUAACCUGGCAGCACCGCCCAAAAUACUUUUGGGUAUAUUUUAUGCCUCUAGAACAUCAGGAUUGAAGUUCACCAAGUUGAAAGUGAUAGAUCUCGCGCCUAGGCUUUGGUAAAUAUGUAUGAAGAGGAAGCUAACCUUUAUUAUAAUUUUUCAUAAUUGUUUUUGGACGAAUAAAUUUAAAAACAUAAUCUGAAAAUGUUAAAAUGCUUAGAAAGAAAGAAAAUUAAUUUAGCAUUGUUUUUAGUUUAUAAGAAUACUUAAGUGUAAGUAGAUUGUUAGUAAUUUACAAAUAUUUUUAUAGAUUCUUAUUCAAAGCUAAUAUACAUAAGUCUAUGUAUGUAUGUGUAAUUAUAUUGCGAAAUUUUACAAAAUUUUCUGUUUUCAUUUCCAUCUGCAAUUUUUUUUUUAAUUUUUUAAUUUUUUGUUUGCUUGAAACAAAUAAUUCGAACGUUGAUACCACUCAUAUACUCGUUUACACGAACAGUAAAUAUUUACAAAAGUACUUAAAUAAAAAUUAAAAACAAAAAAAACAUAACGUUAAAUGUGUAUGCUUGCUUAUAUGGACUAUAUGUGUUAUGUUGUGAUUAAAAAACAUAAAAAACGAAAAAUAUUUAAAAACUUAUAUUUGAAAAAGUGCUAGUUGCAAAUUACUCGCUUAAUUACCUACAAAUACCUACAAAAGUACAUAAAAUGUUUAUGUAUAAUCUCUCUUAGCAUAAGCUGGUGCAUAAAUUUGUAUAAUCACAUGCCUAUGUAUAAGUAUAACUUUUUUUUUGUUAUUUACUAGUGCGUGUUAUAAUUUAUUAAAAUCGAAUGUAGUCACAUAUGUAAUCAAAAUUAAAUACAAUAUAUAUUGUAAUUUCUAGCUUAGUAAUGUAAUUUGCAAGUCCCAAAAGCAUUGCCGUGACUUAAAUGUACAUAAGUGUGUCCACACAUACCCACAAAUAUAUAUACAUAUAUGUAUACUAUAUGUGUGUAUAUGCUUGCAUAGUGUGUAGUGGUGUCGAAGUGUAGUGCCCAAGUAUGCGGUCUGCUGCAAUUCUUCGCAAAUAUUUAUAGAUGCUAGUACUCGUAUAUUUGUAUCCGAAUUUCGAAUACCUACUUUUCAAGGUUUUAUAAAAUGCUUCAAAUUGUUAAAUUUAUAUGCUUACACAAAAUUUACAUACAUUAAUACAGAUAUACAGUUAUAUUAUGGAAAUGUCUCAGUAAAAUAUAAAUUGCUAUAUGUCUUUGAUUGCGGAGCAGCAUAUUUAUUUGAUUAAACAAAUACAAAAACAAAAAGCAAAUAAAUACAAUUUAUUAUGUAGUUCACUAAAAGCAAUUGCAGCUAUUAAAUAAAAAUGUAUAAAAAAAAUA
Molecule: messenger RNA, 9142 nt
Organism: Bactrocera dorsalis (oriental fruit fly)
Lineage: Eukaryota; Metazoa; Arthropoda; Insecta; Diptera; Tephritidae
Gene: plx
Product: TBC1 domain family member 4
Exons: 11
Coding region: 1278-6332 (1684 amino acids)
Source: RefSeq, a predicted model, not a curated record